This is a messenger RNA of Anopheles moucheti, 2016 nucleotides long. RefSeq lists its product as uncharacterized. The transcript has 3 exons. Gene Ontology annotation, biological process: negative regulation of transcription by RNA polymerase II; neuron differentiation; regulation of cell cycle process. NCBI's taxonomy places the organism in Eukaryota, Metazoa, Arthropoda, Insecta, Diptera, Culicidae. Gene Ontology annotation, cellular component: nucleus; transcription repressor complex. Gene Ontology annotation, molecular function: DNA-binding transcription repressor activity, RNA polymerase II-specific; RNA polymerase II cis-regulatory region sequence-specific DNA binding. The coding region runs from base 1 to 2016 and encodes 671 amino acids. The record is from RefSeq and is a predicted model, not a curated record.
AUGAACAGCUUAGGUGUGUCUGGUGAAGGCCAAGGACUGCUACUACCUACGUACAGUACGACACUCGAAUAUCUCCAGAAACAAUCACAGCAACAGGACCCACAGUCGGAGAUUAACUCCGCCAGCUCACCGCCAGUGAGCUACUUCCAGCAGUUCUUCUAUCCUGCCGACGGUGAUCCAGCAUCAUCGCGUGCCCUCCGUCCUCGGGAGUUUCCCAGCCCACUGGACCUAUCGCUGCGUCCGACGAAUGUCCCCAUGACACCACCUUCGACACCAUCGCCACCAAGAAAACGUUUGAAGUCGUUCGACGAAUCGACGGCCGUAAUGCCAACCGCGAAUGUGACACGAACCGCGGAAAGCUGGCGAAGUACCCGGAACCAGUUUUCGGACACCGUGUGCAUCGACGACAAACGCUACUACGCCAACACGACGCUCGGUGAGUGUGAGAAUCGGGCGGAAGUGUUUCAGUACUUUGACGACAGUGCGCGCUCGGUUCCGUUCAAGUAUCCUCCCGGUGAUGGUGUACGAUCGGUCGAUGGGGAGACCUUAUACGCGAAGGAUAGCGUCGAUCGGCCACGUGGUAAAGCGGACGAGUUCAUUGAUAUUACUGGUGGCAUCGAACGCCGGGAGGACGGCGAUCACGAGGAACGAUCGACUAGAGAUAAAUCAGACUGUUCCAAUAUUGACGUGGAGUCGCUGGAUAAUGAGGGGGAUGAGGAUAGCAAAGAAUCGAUCAACAUUGUGGAUAGUGAGGAAAAGGAAGACGACAGUGCAGCUGUGCUGAACGACGGUCAACGUUACUUUGCGGACGAGCGACUCCACCUGCAGGCUAUUGAAGGAUUCGCCCGACUGUUCGAGCGUAGCUUCCCCUCGACCAGCACGAAGAAAUCCCAUUCUUCCGCGGCCGGAUCGAGUGCUCGCGGUUCGUCCUCGAAGAGCGAGCGACGUCGCACGAAGGCACGCCGUCAGGGUGCGAUCGACGAGGAUAACACCAGCCCCGUCUCCGGUACGAUCAUCCGGAAGCUGCAAGACGGGGAAGAGCUUGUCGUCCGCAAAGGUGACAUCGAUCCAGCGUUCAACGUCGUCGAGAUUACGGACGAAGCGAAGGAGAUCCUCUCGAAGAUUGAUAACAAGAUCGGAUCGUACCUGUGCCAACUGUGCCGUGCGCUGUAUGACGAUGCGUUCGGUUUGGCACAGCAUCGCUGUUCGCGUAUCGUGCACAUCGAGUAUCGGUGCUCCGAGUGUGACAAAGUGUUCAACUGUCCUGCGAACCUGGCGUCCCACAAGCGCUGGCACAAACCACGCGGUAUGUCAGCCGAUGGUAGGAAAGGUGGUUCCAAGGCUGCUAUUGUGCGCCAGGAAGAGCGCAGCAGUGAGGACGAACCGAUAGAGAUAUUGGACAACUCAAACGAUAACCACCAACAGCCACCAGUGUUGCCAACUGCAACCACAGCCGAAGAAGAAUCUUACCCCUGCGGCCAGUGUGGUAAAACUUUCCGCAGACAAAGUUAUCUGAAGAAGCAUGCAGCUUCGCACCAAAUGGAACCUGCCCUGCUGCGCAACAUUGACCUGCGACCCACAGCGUUCAACGGUGAUUCGUUCAGUACACCCACUUCCAGCAGUUCGUCAGCGGUUACUAGUCUCGGUUCUACAUUCCCCGCUAGUCAUCACCUGCUGUCCCACGGUGGGCCGCCGGGUGGAUGCUUUGCAGCAGCAUUCGACAAGCUAACGCGCCCAUUAGCAACUCCAACGUCCGCCUCGGCUCUGUUUCCAUUUGCCGCCUGUUACGGUGGUAUGGCCUCACUGGCCGUCGGUAGUGUCGGAGGUGGAACGGGCAAUGUUGCACCGAAUGUUUCGCACUACAGCGAGCUUGAGAAACGUCGCUGGCAGUCACUCGGUGAGCUGUAUCUUCAGCAGCGAGAGCGCCUCUCUGCGUUCCAGUACGUACGGCAGCAUCAGUAUGAGGAUUAUUUGAAAUGCUUUCAACCUUUUCAGUUCGCGCGUGACAAAACCUGA